Messenger RNA from Psammomys obesus (fat sand rat), 8088 nucleotides. It is a transcript of the gene Sipa1l3, whose product is annotated as signal induced proliferation associated 1 like 3. The transcript is spliced from 22 exons. Gene Ontology annotation, cellular component: Golgi apparatus; plasma membrane; cytoplasm. Gene Ontology annotation, molecular function: protein binding; GTPase activator activity. The record is from RefSeq and is a predicted model, not a curated record. The coding region runs from base 933 to 6257 and encodes 1774 amino acids. Gene Ontology annotation, biological process: establishment of epithelial cell polarity; epithelial cell morphogenesis; activation of GTPase activity. NCBI's taxonomy places the organism in Eukaryota, Metazoa, Chordata, Mammalia, Rodentia, Muridae.
UUUAAUCAUUAAGCCCCUGCAGCCAGCACCGUCUGCAGAGGCGAGGGGCCCACCUGUGGACGGGAAGGACGUGAAUGAAGCUGCUGGGCGCGGGCAGGGACACAGUGGCGCUGAGCCAACCCUGGCCCAGCACUGAGCAGGUGGCCUGUUCCUGAAUGGGAGGCAACAGGCAGGCUUUGUUACCUUCGAGCUGUCUCCCAAACUCAUUCAGACCCAGGACCACGUGUCUGAUGAGUAAGGAAUCCUGUUAUUUCCCUUCCCCAACGGGAAUGUUGGCGAAACCGCCUCUUUGGGAAUGUGCCUGUGUGCAGAGAGCAGCCAUCUCGGGGGAACUCCGGUAGCUGGCGUGGCCUCGAGGCCGCUGAAUAAGUCGUUAGAAGCUGGCACUGCUGGUUCCCAUUUCCGCAUUCCAGACACCCACAGCGCCGCCGGAGGAGGCACCACCCCAGGUCGGCCAAGGGAGCUGGGGCAGGUGGCCCUGGGCUGGGGAGAACCUGGGACAGGAGGCACACCUGGGGCCGCCUCAGAGCCACCUGCCUGCCGUGUGAGCAGGACCACGUCUGGGACGCCCGAUGCUGUCGGAAGACCUUCUAGGUUCGUGAGUAUCCAGGGCGUGGCAAGCAUGGCUGGGAAGACUCCUACACCACCCAGAGGCCACGGCGUGCAGCCUCUGCUCUGUCUGCCCCACUGAGCCGCUGCCUCUGCAGUGCCCCAGAUGACAGAUAGCUGCCUCCUGGGGGUGCUCCUGUGCCGCUGUCCACAGCGAUGGUGAAGACCUGGACUCUGCAGGCUCACCACCUCCAAGUGCACUUUCGGGGGCCAGCACCCUUUGUUCCAGGACUGGCGGGCCUGAACAAUGGCUGAGGGCCAGGGAACCCCUUAGACUUGUACCUCGACUUCCAGGGGCAGCAGCACUCUAGUGCCCAAGGACUAUGACCACCUAUCGGCCUCUUCCUAAUGAUGGUGUGGACCUGGCAGCCAGCUGUGGGGCUAGGGGCACCGAUACCCUCCCCGGGCCCCACCCUGGGGACUACACUCCCAUGGGAUUCUGGGCCCAGAACGGCAGCAUGGCCCAGCCUCUCAGUGAGAGCCCAGCUACUGCCACCACUCGCCCCAGCCCCACCACCCCAGCAAUGCCCAAGAUGGGCGUGCGUGCCAGGGUGGCUGACUGGCCGCCCAAGCGGGAAGCCCUGAGAGAACAGAGCAACCCCAGCCCCUCACAGGACACAGAGGGCAUGAAGCCCACCAAAGUGGCCCAUUCCAUGAGGAACCUACAGAAUGGACAGCUCCCCUCCAGCACCCCAGCCUCCUCAGGGUCCAGAGCCUUCCAUCGACUUUCCAGGAGAAGGUCCAAAGAUGUAGAAUUCCAGGAUGGGUGGCCCAGGUCCCCUGGCCGGGCCUUCCUCCCCUUGCGACAUCGGAGUAGCAGCGAGAUCACCCUCAGUGAAUGUGACGUGGAGGAAGCUGGAGAGCCUCGGGGGACCCGGCACCCAGGGGUGCUACCCCUCUUCCGAGAGUACGGCAGCACGUCCUCCAUCGACGUGCAGGGUGUGCCAGAGCAGAGUUUCUUUGACAUCCUCAACGAGUUCCGCAGCGAGCAGCCAGAGGCCCGGGGCUCCCAGAACCUCAGUGAGCUCCUGCGGGUGGACCCCGGCACACUCUCGGGGGGCGGCUGUGGAGCCAAGGGAGAUGCCCGCAAUGGCCAGCCCACCAGAGAGAGCCUCCAGACUCUGCAGCCUCUCAAGGAGAAGGAGAAGGCCCGGAAAAAAACCGUGCGGGGCCUGGGUGGAGACACCGUGGACUCAUCCAUCUUCAGGAAACUGAGGAGCAGUAAGCCUGAGGGGGAAGUAGGGCGACUGGGAGAGACCGAGGAGGGGCGAAGCCCGCCAGAAGCCAGCAGACCGUGGGUCUGCCAGAAGAGCUUUGCCCAUUUUGACGUGCAGAGCAUGCUGUUCGACCUCAACGAGGCAGCCGCCAACAGGGUGUCAGUGGCCCAGAGGCGCAACACCACCACAGGGGCCUCAGCGGCCUCAGCAGCCUCGGCCAUGGUGACCCUCUCGGCGUCCCGGGCCCACAGCCUGGGGACUCUGGACCCGGCCUUCACCAGCACGGAGGAUUUGAACUGCAAGGAGAACCUGGAGCAGGACCUGGGGGAUGACAACAGCAACGAGCUGCUCCUCAGCUGCCCACACUUCCGCAAUGAGAUCGGCGGGGAGCGGGAGCGCAACGUGAGCUUCUCCCGGGCCUCCGUGGGCCCUCCGGGGGGCGGCAGUGAGGCCCACAUCACCGAGCCCACCCUGAGCACCCACCGCACGAACGCCAGCAUCUCCGUGCUGGAGGUCCCCAAGGAGCAGCAGAGGACGCAGAACCGACCGAGGCAGUACAGCAUUGAGCACGUGGACCUGGGUGCUCGCUACUACCAGGACUACUUCGUGGGCAAAGAGCAUGCCAAUUACUUUGGUGUGGAUGAGAAGCUGGGGCCUGUGGCCGUGAGCAUCAAGAGGGAGAAGCUGGAGGACCACAAGGACCAUGGGCCUCAGUACCAGUACAGGAUCAUCUUCCGGACUCGAGAGCUCAUCACACUUCGGGGCUCCAUUCUAGAGGACGCCACCCCUACAGCCACCAAGCACGGGACAGGGCGGGGCCUGCCCCUGAAGGACGCGCUGGAGUACGUCAUCCCAGAGCUCAACAUCCAUUGCCUCCGCCUGGCGCUCAGCACACCCAAAGUCACGGAACAGCUGCUGAAGCUCGAUGAGCAAGGGCUCUGCCGCAAGCACAAGGUGGGCGUCCUGUACUGCAAGGCGGGCCAGAGCUCGGAGGAGGAGAUGUACAACAACGAGGAGGCCGGCCCCGCCUUCGAGGAGUUCCUGGGCCUCCUGGGCGAGAAGGUCUGUCUGAAGGGCUUCACCAAGUAUGCCGCCCAGCUGGACGUCAAGACGGACUCCACGGGGACCCACUCCCUCUACACGACGUACCAGGACUACGAGAUCAUGUUCCAUGUUUCCACCCUGCUCCCCUACACGCCCAACAACAGACAGCAGCUGCUGAGGAAAAGGCACAUAGGAAAUGACAUCGUAACGAUCAUCUUCCAGGAGCCAGGCGCCUUACCGUUCACGCCCAAGAACAUCCGCUCGCAUUUCCAGCACGUCUUCAUCAUCGUUCGAGUCCAUAACCCCUGUACGGAGAAUGUCUGCUAUAGCAUGGCUGUGACCCGAUCCAAAGAUGCUCCUCCUUUUGGCCCCUCCAUCCCUAAUGGAACCACAUUCCGGAAGUCUGAUGUCUUCAGAGACUUUUUGCUAGCCAAGGUAAUUAACGCUGAGAACGCCGCGCACAAAUCCGACAAAUUCCAUACGAUGGCCACCAGAACCCGUCAGGAGUACCUGAAGGACCUGGCUGAAAACUGUGUCUCCAGCACCCCCAUUGACUCCUCCGGCAAGUUCAACCUCAUCUCCCUGACCUCCAAGAAGAAGGAGAAGACAAAGGCCAGGGCGGGGGCAGAGCAGCACAGCGCCGGGGCCAUUGCGUGGCGAGUGUCGGCUCAGGACUACGCCCAGGGAGUGGAGAUCGACUGCGUUUUGGGGAUUUCCAACGAGUUCGUCGUUCUCCUGGACCUGCGCACCAAGGAGGUGGUGUUCAACUGCUACUGUGGGGAUGUCAUCGGCUGGACCCCGGACUCCUCCACACUAAAGAUCUUCUAUGGCCGAGGGGACCACAUCUUCAUACAGGCCGCAGAGGGCUCUGUGGAGGACAUCAGAGACAUUGUCCAGAGGCUGAAGGUGAUGACCAAUGGCUGGGAGACGGUGGACAUGACCCUGCGGCGGAACGGCCUGGGCCAGCUGGGCUUCCAUGUCAAGUACGACGGGACAGUGGCCGAGGUGGAGGACUACGGCUUUGCCUGGCAGGCUGGCCUCCGGCAAGGCAGCCGACUGGUGGAGAUCUGCAAGGUGGCUGUGGUGACUCUGAGCCACGAUCAGAUGAUCGACCUGCUUCGCACCUCCGUCACCGUGAAGGUGGUCAUCAUCCCGCCCUUUGAGGACGGCACGCCCCGGCGGGGCUGGCCAGAGACCUAUGAUAUGAGCACCUCGGAACCCAAGACAGAGUCGGAAACCACCACCCCUGGGGGCCGGCCCCCCUACCGCAGCAAUGCUCCCUGGCAAUGGAGCGGGCCUGCCUCCCACAACUCUCUGCCAGCCACCAAAUGGAGCACCCCCGCUACUCCUGGCCACGUCCAGUCCCUGAGCCGACUCCCGAAGCAGACACCCGUGGUCCCUUUCCGUGAGUCCCAGCCACUGCACAGCAAGAGGCCUGUCAGCUUCCCAGAAACACCUUUCACGGCAUCACCAGCAGGGGCCGACAGAGUUCCUCCCUACCGACAGCCUUCUGGGAGCUUCUCCACCCCAGGCUCUGCCACCUACGCAAGAUACAAGCCGUCUCCCGAAAGGUACACAGCCGCCCCCCACCCGCUGCUGUCAUUUGACCCUCACUUUAUCCACGAUGGGACGUCCAGCGGUGACUCCUCUUCCGGCGGCCUGACCAGCCAGGAGAGCACCAUGGAGCGCCCCAAACCAGAGCCUCUGUGGCACGUGCCAGCCCAGGCCCGGCUCUCAGCCAUGGCUGGAAGCAGUGGCAGCAAGUACCCCUCCAGGCAGGAUGCAGUUGGCAAAGACUCUCCCAACAGACAUUCCAAAGGUGAACCUCAGUACUCAAGCCAUUCCAGUAGCAAUACCCUCUCCAGCAAUGCCUCCAGCAGCCAUAGCGAUGAGCGAUGGUUUGACCCCCUGGACUCCCUGGAGCCUGAGCAGGACCCCUUCUCCAAGGGCGGCUCGAGUGACAGUGGCAUCGACACCACACUCUACACCUCCAGCCCCAGUUGUAUGUCCCUGGCCAAAGCGCCGCGGCCCACCAAGCCGCACAAGCCCCCUGGAAGCAUAGGCCUCUGCGGCGGGGGCCGAGAGCCGGCUGGGAGACCUCACCCUGCAGAGCGAAGACGGGAAGUGUCCCCCGCACCUGUGAUGGCUGGCCAGAACAAGGGCUACCGGCCAAAGCUGUACUCCUCAGGCGCCAGCACCCCUCCAGGCCUAGUGGGCGGCAGCCGAGACCCACCGAGGCAACCAAGUGACAUGGCCUCGAGGGCUGGCUACCCGGCUCAGGUUUACAAAGCAGCCAGCGCAGAGGCUCCUCGGCCCCCCCAGCUGUCUCAGUGCAGCCCCUUCCAGCUCUCCACAUCCGUCCCCAAGUCCUUCUUCCCCAAGCAGCCUGCACACGGCAAGCAUCCAACGGGAUGGAAGAGAACAGACGAGCCCCCACCACGGCCACUCCCCUUUACAGACACUAAGAAACAGGUGGACACCAACGCAAAAAAUGUCUUUGGUCAGCCACGGUUGAGGGCGUCCCUUCGAGACCUCCGGUCCCCACGGAAGAACUACAAGUCUACCAUCGAAGACGACCUGAAGAAGCUCAUUCUCAUGGACAGCCUGGGGCCAGAGCAGGAUCGGGACCCAGGGCAGUCCCCCCAGAAGAGCCUGCAGCGGACGCUAUCGGACGAGAGCCUGUGCAGCGGGCGCAGGGAGCCCAGCUUUGCCAGCCCUGCCAGCCUGGAGCCCGGGCUGCCCAGCGACGUGCUCUUCACCAGCACCUGCACCUUCCCCUCCAGCACCCUGCCCGCCCGCCGCCAGCACCAGCACCCGCACCCGCCCAGCGGGGCGCCCGGCACCAUGGCAGCCGCCGGCAAUGGCUUCCCAGAGAAGAAAUCCGCCAUCUCGUCCUCGGAGCUCUCGCUGGCUGACGGACGGGACCGGCCCCUGCGGCGGCUGGACCCUGGAAUGAUGCCGCUGCCGGACACAGCCGCCGGCCUGGAGUGGUCCAGCCUAGUGAAUGCUGCCAAGGCCUAUGAAGUGCAAAGAGCCGUGUCACUCUUCUCUCUAAAUGACCCAGCCCUGAGCCCCGACAUCCCUCCUGCACACAGUCCUGUGCACAGCCACCUAAGCCUGGAACGGGGCCCACAGACUCCUAGAACCACCCCUACCAUGAGCGAGGAGCCACCCCUGGACCUGACAGGCAAGGUGUACCAGCUGGAGGUGAUGCUGAAGCAGCUUCACACAGACCUGCAAAAGGAGAAGCAGGACAAGGUGGUGCUGCAGUCCGAGGUGGCCAGCCUUCGGCAGAACAACCAGCGCCUGCAGGAGGAGUCGCAGGCUGCCAGCGAGCAGCUUCGCAAGUUUGCCGAGCUCUUCAGCAGGGAGAAGAAGGAGCUCUGAGGCCCCCUGGGCUGGCCUGGGCUAGCCUAGGCCUCCGGAGCUGGCACCCUGGGCUAGCCUGGCCUCCUGAGCUGGCACCCUGGGCUAGCCUGGGCCUCCCGAGCUGGCAGGCAGUGGGCCUCUGGUCGCAGGGGUGAAGGUCAUCCAGCCACAGCCCCGCACCCACUGCCCCGCAACCUUCCCAAGGGACUUGGGAAUUCCAGGCCCUGGGAGCUGGCCUGGCCCCCACCUCAGGCCCCUCUCAGCCGCUCCCUGCUGGCCCUGCAGGAACCUGUUCCUAGGACCCAGCUGCCUGGCUGUGAUGGUGGGAGGGCCCAGGAGCCCUGCAUGAGAACUCUGGAAUGAAACGAGCCCUUUCUCCCCACCUCCUGAGGGUCUGGGCUCCUCUGUCCUCAGCGUGCUGGCUCCAGGCAGCGUGGAUAGAGCCCUCCAGUCUCCCCCUCCAUACAGCAGCCAGGAGCACUUUCAUAGAGUUUAAAUUAUUUUCCUGGGGCCCCAGAGUGGGCAGGAACCGCUGGCAUCCAGACCCACUCCUUGGAGAAACCCUGUUUGUACAGUUAGGACUGUUUAUACGAUCUUUUCUAGCAGCUCUUCUCCAGCAGCCACGGGCCCUCUGCCUUCCAGCUCUGACCCGGCCAGCCCUGGGGCUCCUCCCCAGCGCGGCUAGGCCACUGCCUGCCGCUCCAGAGGCUGCGCGAGCAGGGACAGGGCCGAGGCUACAGCCUCCUCCUGUCUGGUCCUCCUUUCUUUUGCAAGUCUCCCUGGUCACACUCCAGCCCUCGGCGGCCAGACACACUCACUGUGCUCCCCCGAGUGUUCACAGUGCAGCCCCCAGGCGCUGACUCUCCAAAGGCAAUAAGGGGCAGCUCAGUGUGGACCCAUGCUGCUCACCCAGGAAACACAGCCCCCCCCCUUUGAAAACAAACAGAAAAGAAUAUAUAUAUAUAUAUAUUUAUUUUUUCAUGUAGAGUUGUGCUGGAACAAGUUUAAACGACCACAGUCUAUGGAUUCCCCAACCGCAGGGUCAAGACAUAUCCCCAUGGGCUGGGGGUCAGUGUGGGGACCCAGAGGGUUAUGGGGCACAGGCAGGGAGCAGUUGGCAGCAUGGAUUGGGCGCAGAGUCGUGGCUAGGUGGCCCAGCCCUCAGCCCUGGACCCAUCACCACCCCUGUGGGCCCGAGACCUCUUUGGAAGGGCUCUGAGACUGCACCCAACAGGCCCUGCUCGCCAGGCCCAGGGCGGGGCCUGAGGAAAUGUACCCACAGCUCCCUGUGACCCGCCUCUGGCCCUGGGGAACUCCGGGUCGCCAGGGAACGGCCUGUUUCCUCCCACCGUGGAAUGAUAGUGGCAGACCAGGCCACCCAGUGUCCUCCGCCCUGGCCAACUACUGUGAUGUCCCUUUCCUGAUCCCUUUUCUGAAGGGUUCUCAAGCCCCUGCCCCUCCCUCUUCUUUUAGACCCGACCUGGAGCCUGCCCCUCCCCCUUCCUUCCCUCCUUUCAUUUCUUUCUUUAAUGUGUCUCCUAGUAUCUUUGGAUCAUUCAAAUCACUUUGGGGACCUAAUCAUGUACAUUGACAAUUGUAAAUUAUAAUUUUUGGUUUUGUUCUAUUAUUUUUGUAAGAAUUUCUGCAAAAAUCUAUUUAAUUUGAGGUUGAUGUUCUGUCUGAUGGCUGGAGAUAGCAGCAGGCUUUUUUUUUUCCCCAUGUUGAUUUGUUCCAUUUGGAUUUUUUAUCAUUCUUUAUUGGUUUUUUUUCCUCCCCUUCUUCCCAUCCCUGUCUUGAGAUUUCUGGCAUGUUUCAGGAGGUUUCAAAGGAAAUAAACAUUUCAUAGAGA